GAACACCUGCAGCACUCCGGUUACAGAAGAACAAGGAAAUGGAAAAUGAGCAAAUGAUCAACACAAGGCUAACUGUGUGCUGACGACAACCUCUGCCAUGGGGAGCCAUGUAACCAAAACACUGGACAAAUGGGGAAUAAAUCCAAGAAAACUUUCACAGAAACGGGCAAAAGGAAAAGCAGCUCCACCUUCAGUUCCUUCCCAUCAGCAGGCCCAUGUUGACAUCCAUGUAUAUGACUGCGUGACAUCUGAACCACAGUAUGCCCAGGUCAAUAAAAAACGAAAACCAAACGAGGAUGGUUUACAUUAUGCAGACGUUCAAGUCCUGCAGUCUGAAAAUGUGGCCGGCAGAGAAAACAGACAGAUUUCAAGUGUUCAAAACACACAGUAUGCAACUAUAGACUUUACAACUCCUGCAAAAACACAGACAUCAGCAGAACCUGCAGAUUUAUUCAUCCCACCUGGAGAACUACCGAGACCAAGGAUGUCCCAGAAGAAGAACGUCCAUUCAAAGCGAGCAUGAUGGCAUUUUUAAAAAUGUUUUUAAAUGAAAAUACUCUUUUAUAUUGUGCCCUUGAGAAAAUAAAUGUGUGAUUUAUAUUUUGUAUGUCAUGUUUAAAAAGUUUACUGUCUUUUAACAAAAAAAAGUGCUAUAAAGAAGUUUGUUUUGAUUUCAUUUGUACUAUUGUUCUUUUACUAAAUCAAAUUUUGAAGUAUUUUUGUCCUUUGGUAUAUAUUUACUGUAUAGUGGUUCAUUAAUAGAAAAUAAUUAUAACAUUA
Molecule: messenger RNA, 780 nt
Organism: Danio aesculapii
Lineage: Eukaryota; Metazoa; Chordata; Actinopteri; Cypriniformes; Danionidae
Exons: 4
Coding region: 98-523 (141 amino acids)
Cellular component (GO): extracellular exosome
Source: RefSeq, a predicted model, not a curated record